CGUCCUCCUCCGCGGUUACCGGGAAAGCACUGAAGGGGAAGCGCCAUGAGCCUGGCGGUCGCCUGGCAGCGGCUGCUGGGAGCGGGGCGGGGGGGCCCUACGGCCGCCCUGUGCCGGGCCCUGUGCACGGGUUCCUCGCGGCUGCAGGAGGUGGCGAAGGAGACGCCGAAGGAGGCGGAGAACCGGAGCGUGCCCGACCUGAGUCCUUCAAUCCUGCAGCGGAGCUUCUUAAGAUGGGAUGGAAAGGUGUAUGAAGAGAUCCCAAUAGCUCACAUCAAAGCUACGUACAACAACACCCACAUCCAGGUGGUCAGCUUUGACAACAUGCCGUUUGCUCGUACGUCCUGUGGCACAGAAGGCUUCCAGAAUGCCAAGAAGGGAACUGCCAUUGCAGCACAGACUGCAGCCAUAGCAGCAGCAGUGAAAGCACGUGGGAAGGGUGUAUCGCACGUACGAGUCAUGGUGAAAGGACUGGGACCAGGACGUAAAGCUGCCAUCAAGGGUUUGACUAUGGGAGGACUGAAGGUCAUCUCCAUCACAGACAACACCCCGAUCCCGCACAACGGCUGCCGCCCACGGAAAGCCAGGCGCAUGUGAGAGUGGAAGAGGCAGACAGCUUUCCAUGUCAGCUCAUGCCACAGGGACUGCUUGAAUGUUGCUCCUGAGACAGAGUCUGGACAGCCACCCUCCCUGGAAAUACUUGAAGAGGGAAGCUUGAAGAAGAAGGACCAUCUUGAGCCUGAAAAGCUCAGGUGGUAGAAGCUGCUGGUAAAAGCAAGAAUAUGUGUAAACCCUUAGUGGGAAGCCUCCUGUGUACAAAGUUUGUUGAUUAAAAUGUUGGUCUUUUGACAGCCA
Messenger RNA from Calypte anna (Anna's hummingbird), 855 nucleotides. It is a transcript of the gene MRPS11, whose product is annotated as mitochondrial ribosomal protein S11. Gene Ontology annotation, biological process: translation; maturation of SSU-rRNA from tricistronic rRNA transcript (SSU-rRNA, 5.8S rRNA, LSU-rRNA); ribosomal small subunit assembly. Lineage: Eukaryota; Metazoa; Chordata; Aves; Apodiformes; Trochilidae. The transcript has 6 exons. Bases 46 to 597 code for a protein of 183 amino acids. The record is from RefSeq and is a predicted model, not a curated record. Gene Ontology annotation, molecular function: small ribosomal subunit rRNA binding; mRNA 5'-UTR binding; structural constituent of ribosome. Gene Ontology annotation, cellular component: mitochondrial small ribosomal subunit; ribosome.